AUGGACUGGGCACUAAACGAACAUCUAAAAUCGAAAGACGACAGCUUGAUGACACGAGAGAACGAGACUAUCAGGCCGCCAGAAAUGUCAAAUCGUGAAGAACCACCGGAUCCAAGAAGACGCAGACGAGCUCCCACUCCGGACAGCAAAGCGCACAUCGUAGUGAUCAUAGCCACGGCGACCCUCCUCGCCGUGGCAGUAUCGCAAACAUCCGACUACAUGAAGAGUGCGUUUAUGGAGAAGUUUCAGGUUGACGAAAAAAUGGCAUCUGUGCCCAACACUGUUCUGUCGGUAUUGCCGGAUACUGUUGGUAUCCUGGUCGGACCACUACAGCACACAUUUUCCAUACGAUCCGUGAUGAUUGUGGGAAGUGUGCUUGCUUGGAUUGGAAUUAUGGUAUCUGGAUUUGCCAGUAACAUUCCCAUAAUGUCAGUGACACUUGGAGUAGUGCAUGGUAUAGGAAGUGGAACGAUUUUGGUGUCGUUGUAUCUCCUAACGAUGAUGCACUUCAGCAAGUUCAGGGGAGUCGCUCACGGCGCUGCGUCACUUGGGAAGCCGCUGUCCGGGCUCGUUUUCACGGAACUUCUUAAUUUCUUUAAGGAAUCGUACGGCAUCCAAGGAAGCCUUUUUGUGCUCGGUGCCCUCUCUAUGCACCUCACGCCUCUCGCGUACGUAUUGAGAGCUCCAUUCUCAAGCAGAGCGCCUUCCAUGAGCAAACGUCCUACCACAGUGGGAGCAGACAUCUCCAAUGAAAGCGGAAAGUACAUUGAAAUGCAAGAAUUCGGAAAACCCAAGGAGGAACUUCCACAAAGCUGUGGAUGCUACACCGAAUUUCGGACCCUUUUUGCGAGCCCCGCCUUUUAUAUCGUGAUUAUAUCGAGUGCAGUAACAGCCGUCAUCGACACGAUUUUUCUCACUACCGUGAUUGAUUUUGCAGUCGAUCAGGGUAGCGUGAAAUCAGAUGCAGCAUGGUUAAAACCAUGUUAUGUCGCAGCGAGCGCAUUUGGCCGAAUCUUUCUCCCUCUAAUAGCCGACACAAAAUGUCUGCGACGAAGCACGUUUGUAAUGCUUAGUUUCGUGCUCGUAGGCGUCACGUUGUUGGUUGUUCCCUUUGCGACGACUUACUGGAUAAUUGCGGUUUUAUGCGCGCUGACAGCAGCCUUUCUCGGGGGUGGGAGCGUUCUUCACGAUGUUCUGGUCGUCGACUACCUUUCCAUGGAGAGAUUAUCCAUAAUUCAUGGAGCCAUUGGCGUGGUCAAGGCUCCUUUGAUCAUCUCCAGUCCCCUUUUGGUUGAUGCACUCUACAGCAUGUCUGGAUCUCACAAUAACCUGUACCGACUUAAGGGAGGAUUAUUAAUAUUCUUUAGCCUGAUUUGGCUAUCUGUCGUGUGCGGAGAACGUAAUAAUCGACUGAAGGUUCCAGCUGCCAAAUCAGAGUAA
This is a messenger RNA of Ixodes scapularis (black-legged tick), 1440 nucleotides long. RefSeq lists its product as uncharacterized. Lineage: Eukaryota; Metazoa; Arthropoda; Arachnida; Ixodida; Ixodidae. The coding region runs from base 1 to 1440 and encodes 479 amino acids. The record is from RefSeq and is a predicted model, not a curated record. Gene Ontology annotation, molecular function: monocarboxylic acid transmembrane transporter activity. The transcript has 5 exons. Gene Ontology annotation, biological process: transmembrane transport.